Molecule: messenger RNA, 2901 nt
Organism: Populus trichocarpa (black cottonwood)
Lineage: Eukaryota; Viridiplantae; Streptophyta; Magnoliopsida; Malpighiales; Salicaceae
Exons: 8
Coding region: 1-2901 (966 amino acids)
Biological process (GO): DNA integration
Molecular function (GO): nucleic acid binding
Source: RefSeq, a predicted model, not a curated record
AUGGUGAUACACCCUUACCGGACCCAACCAACUACAGCCACAGCAAAAACAAGCGUGAGUACUAUUGUAGGGGUACUUGGACCUCUACCAAAUUUGCAAAAGAACAUGAACUCAACAUCAAAUGUCAGACAAAUUUCCAACCAGGAAGCACGAGAAAGGCAAGAAAAAGGCUUAUGUUACUAUUGUGAUGAGAAGUUCAUUUCGGGUCAUCGCUGCCAACGACCCCAAUUAUUCAUGAUUAGUGAUACAAAUGAUCAAGAUUCUGAGGAACAAUCUGAGGUACUACAAGCGGCAAAGGACCAAGAAGCUAUUCCUGAAAUUUCCUUACAUGUAAUUGCAGGUACAGCUCAUCCUCAAACCUUUCGGGUGAUAGGAAGAUUGAGGAGUAAAGAAGUCAUGGUAUUGAUAGAUGGUGGAAGCACACACAACUUUAUUGAUCAAUCCAUGGUCAACAAAUAUGAGCUACCUAUGGUUCCUAAUAGAAAAUUCCAAGUGACAGUAGCUAACAGGGAGAAAAUAGAUUGCACAGGGUUGUGCCCAUCGCUCACCAUCAUGAUACAAGGACAAAUUGUUACAGCAGACUAUUUUAUUCUUCUGGUAGCAGCGUGCCUAGUAGUGUUGGGAGUGCAGUGGCUUGCGACACUAGGUCCGGUGGAGACAGAUUAUAAAAGGCUCACCAUGUCUUUCAAAAAGGAUGGGAAUUUAUGUGUUUUUCAAGGGUUGAAACAAUCAGGACUACAAGUUUCGACAGAGAAGGAAUUCAAUACUAUGUACAUCUCUAGCCAAUUCUUUGCUAUAAUUCCAGUAGGGUUCAUACACCCCAGCCAUAGCCCAUUCUCCUCACCGGUCUUGUUGGUCAGAAAAGCAGAUGGGGAUUGGCAUUUCUGUAUUGACUAUAAGGCUCUAAAUGAUCUUACCAUCAAGGAUAAAUAUCCUAUUCCAGUCAUCGAUGAACUUCUCGAUGAAUUACAUGGAGCAAAAUUUGUUUCCAAGCUCGAUCUUCAUGCUGGUUAUCACCAAAUUAGAGUACAUGAAGAUGACAUUCCGAAGACGACAUUUAGAACGCAUGAAGGCCACUACGAGUUUGUUGUCAUGCCGUUUGGACUUACCAACGCACCUGCAACCUUCCAAGGACUUAUGAAUGAUCUCUUCCAUCCUCACUUAAGGAAAUUCAUUCUUGUCUUCUUCGAUGACAUUUUGGUGUUUAGGGUUACUUCAGUUGAUUAUUUAGGCCAUGUCAUAUCGGAACAAGGAGUUUCUGUCGAUUCGUCCAAAAUUGUAACAGUUCUAGAAUGGCCAACUCCAACCACAAUUAAAGGAUUGUUAUCAAAAUAUGGGUUCAAAUGGAACGACAUGGCAAAAAAGGCAUUCAACGAUUUAAAACAAGUAUUAACAUCCCCUCUAGUUUUGGCUUUACUAGAUUUUACACAACCGUUUGUCAUUGAGUGUGAUGCUUGCGGAAUUGGUAUAGGCGUUGUGCUUUCUCAAAACAAUCGUCCCAUAGCUUACUUCAGUGAGGCUUUUAAAGGUUUUGCUCUAACUCUCUCAACAUAUGAAAAAGAGAUGUUAGCAAUUGUGAAGUCAAUUAAGAAAUGGAGACCCUAUUUGCUUGGAAAACCUUUCACUGUGCGCACAGACCAACAAAGUCUCAAAUAUUUGUUGGAGCAGCGCAUUACUACACCGGCUCAAACCCGUUGGCUACCAAAGAUUAUGGGAUAUGAAUAUAUCAUUGAGUACAAGAAAGGAGUUGACAACCAGGUGGCUGAUUCUCUCUCACGGAAACUUCAAAAUGAAGUAGCAAAUGAUCCAUUCUUUAAGACCUUGGUUGACAGUACAUCUCACACUACUGCAUUUUUAUACCGAGAUGGAGUUUGGUUCAAAAAGGAUUCCAUGCGACCUACGGGAUUACUUCAGCCAUUGUCAAUUCUUGAAAGGGUAUGGACUGAUAUAUCCAUGGAUUUCAUUGAAGGGUUGCCACCAUCCAGUGGUUAUACGGUGGUUCUGGUUGUUGUUGAUCGUUUGUCUAAAUAUGCAUAUUUUGUUCCCAUAAAACAUCUAUAUACAGCUGCCACGGUUGCACAGGCUUUUGUCUCUCACAUAGUCCGACUGCAUGGAAUCCCAACUUCCAUAGUUAAUGACCAGGACCGAUUAUUUAUUAGCUCUUUUUGGCGAACCCUGUUUCGGCUUCAGGGAACUAAGUUAUGCAUGAGUUCAAGUUACCAGUCUCAAACCGACGGACAAACGGAGGUGAUUAAUCGCGUCUUGGAGCAGUACUUGCGGUGUUUUGCAGGGGACCAACCACGCAAAUGGAUUGACUGGAUUCCAUGGGCAAAAUUUAGCUAUAACACCUUAGUCCAUUCAGCUACCAAAAUGACACCUUUUGAAGCAGUGUAUGGAGUUCCACCUCUAAAUUUAUUAAUGUACGUUCCGGGGACUUCCAAUGUACAGGCUGUUGAUGGAUAUUUGCGUAAUCGAGAUGCCAUCCUGUGUGAGUUGAGAAAGAAUCUCUCAUUAGCUCAAGCACAGAUGAAAUGUCAAGAGGAUCAACGGCGCUGUGAGGUCAUCUAUGAGGUAGGCAACUUUGUAUACCUGAAACUGCAACCUUACCGACAGACAUCGGUGGCAUUUCGCAGCUCUUUGAAGCUAUCACCCCGAGUCAUUCAAAAAGGCCAAUACCAUCUCAAGGUUGAAGUUCUCAUUAAAUGGAAGGGCGCCUCAGAAGAUGAUGCCACUUGGGAAGAUGAACGCCGCUUGGCUAAGUCCUAUCCUGCAUUUCCUUGCGGACAAGGAAUCUUGAGGGGGGAAAUUGAUAUGUUUAUCCCUGUAGAGAGGAAUGGUACGUGGUGGGAGGAAUAUUUCCUUAUUGUUAGUUUCAUAUUGUUAGUGUUUUCAUAUCUUUAA